CACACAAAGUAACAAGCUUCAACGGGUUGAUUUGUUUGAUUUGGACUCGCUUUCAACACAUCCACACAAAAAAACCGACUCCAUUCGCAAUCAUUCUACCAUAUCGAUAGACAGCAAUGUUUUCACAUAUAGAUCAAAGAUCAUAUCGCUUUCAGCAUUCUGAUAGAUCAAUGCAGCUUUCCGAUCCGUUGCAAAUGGCGUACACCAAAGGAUAAAGGAUUAAUGGCAUUGUGUACCACCUUCAUUGUUGGUUGAUACCAAUUUGCAAAAAGAAAUAACAAUACUUUACAAUCCUUUCACCCGGCGAUCGUUAGGAAUUUCUCAAUAGAGAAAUGAAAGGUAAAUGUAUAUAGCAAAAAAACCACACAGAUUUAGGUUUUGUGCUGUUUUGUAGUGAAGAUCAGUGCCCCUAACAGUCGGGGUGUAAAUAAAAAUGACUUGUCGAAAUUUUACGAGAAGGGAUAAAUAUUCACCAUAAAUCUUGUUGCUUAAACAGUUUGAGAAAUAAUUUAAAAAAGCUAAAGUUUAAAACAUAAAUUAAUUAAAUUCAUUUCAAUUUUAUAUUAUUUUAGAUUAAUUGAUUCAAUGGAUCCUUAUGGAUUACAUUAAACUUGAAACUCUAAACAACAUACAAAGGCAUGUUUUGAUUCGAUCCCUUUUGUCACAUUUCGGUACCCAAGACAUUCAACACGAGCCAUCAAUUGCUGGCCAAUUCCAUCGCAGUCGUCACAAACCCCGUCCCAGACAUACCGGCGACUUUAUUGUGUCGCGCCGAAAAGUCUACCAAAGACGAUGAAUGUAUUCUUAUAGGCUGGAACAGGCAACAAGAAGACCUUAUUUUGUUCCGGAUCCUUUCUCUUGGUAUGCUACUAUAUCCUGCAUCAUUCUUCACUCCAUCGACACACAGAAUCUUGGGUCCUUCAACCGAAGGGCGGAGUUUGACUGGAGUGUGUAGAUCAUUUUCCUUCGCUUCGAUCGCUGUCCGGCUCUUAUUAUAGCAAAACCUGAAACCCAAUGAAUAACUAAUGGAAGAAUGGAAAGCAGACGAGGGGAUCGAAAUCGACCAUCUGUUACGGUGAAGGUGACGAAUUGCUGUUGUAUUGCAGGGGCAUUUUCCCUUCCUUUUUUUGUUGUUCAGCUUCAGCUACCGGGACGGUACAAACUCCCUCCGAUUUUCCACAGGUAUCGGCGGAGUUUUGCCCUAUCUGCUUCAAUCCGUCCCUCUCACGCUCUCUGUCGACCAAUGGCAGCUUCCGUGCGGAAUUAGCCGAAGCAGGGGAAAAAGGACUUUCGUGUAGGGUUGUCCUGAAGGCCACCUAUAAAUACCCUUCCCACCAUGGGAUCUUUACUUCAUUCGGAGAUUCAUGCUAGGAAGGUGAAGUUCUUACGCGAGUAGCUCCACUUGUGCUUGAUUGAAACGUUUUUAGAACAGUUGCUGUGAUCUUCCAGAAAACCCAGUGCGUCUCAGUGUUUCAUGUGAAGAUGUCGCGCUCAUUUCUAGUGGACUCGUUAAUCAGUGAUAAACCAACGCCGGUGAAGAAAAGUUUCCCCUAUGCUGGACCCUUCACACAGCUUCCCGUGACUCCACCUGGGGCCACACUGCCUUACUCCGCUUGCUACGUUGGGAGUUAUCUGUUCUCGCUUGGAUUACAACAGCAGCAGCAGCAGCAACAACACCAGCAACAUUUGUUCCAGCCGCAUCCCCAACAGAGCCUCUUUGCACACACUCCAACAUUACCACAAACGCCCACCAACCAGCCCGUGGUUCCGUUCUGGCAAUCGGACGCUAAGCUCGAACUGUCACCGAAGCUUUACCAACCGACGGAUGUCUCACCACCGAAGUUGUCCCCUAAGGAGGACUACUAUCGCAAGCUGUACCGCUGUGAGAAGACACCGGAACGAUUCUCGCCCUACACCGUCUCCGUACGUCCUACCGAAACGCUAUCCAGCACCGUAACACCUACCGUUCCGUCGGCCAGUCCUUCACCGACGCGAUCAAAUGAUCUCGCCCAGACGUACACCAUCGAUGACGAGUUGUCCAGCAAGCGUAUCCGGACGGCUUUCACCAGUACGCAACUGCUCGAACUGGAGCGUGAGUUUGCCGGCAACAUGUACCUUACCCGUCUGCGACGCAUUGAAAUCGCCACCCGGCUCCGGUUGUCCGAGAAGCAGGUUAAGAUUUGGUUCCAGAAUCGCCGAGUUAAGCGCAAGAAGGGAGAUGCUCCAUUCGGUGCUGAAUUGACUGGUGUCUCCGGUACCGCUUCUGGAGGUCCUAUUUCUCCAAAAGAACACCAACACGGUCAGCAUUGCUGUUGCCGAGGAUCACAGUGUGGUGGUGGGAACUCCGAUUGUGAGGAGCUGCCCCAGCGUACGUCGGAAGAACGCACUGUGUCUCCCGUCGGCAGCCAUCAACAGCAGCAGCAGCAAGAGAAAGCAUGGGACUUUAGCAAAGCCUUCCAACAUUAGGAAGUUUAAACGCUGUUUAGACCCGCCGCAGCCCAGUGAUGCGCCUGUAAAUAGAGAAUCGUUGUAGAUGGAUGAGAGAUUUUAUUGAAAAAGAAUAUAUUUUCUUAACACUUUAAUACGUUGCGAUACCAGUUUAUAAUUAUAAAUAAACAAAACAUUAAAAACUAAACCAUUUAAUUGUGUACUGUUCAUUAGUAGUAAUUAUUGAAACUUGAAUAUCACAUUUUCUUUCUAAUUAAAA
Messenger RNA from Anopheles funestus (African malaria mosquito), 2707 nucleotides. Its product is annotated as homeobox protein Hox-B4a-like. Gene Ontology annotation, molecular function: RNA polymerase II cis-regulatory region sequence-specific DNA binding; DNA-binding transcription factor activity, RNA polymerase II-specific. The record is from RefSeq and is a predicted model, not a curated record. Gene Ontology annotation, biological process: regulation of transcription by RNA polymerase II. Lineage: Eukaryota; Metazoa; Arthropoda; Insecta; Diptera; Culicidae. Bases 1483 to 2466 code for a protein of 327 amino acids. Gene Ontology annotation, cellular component: nucleus. The transcript has a single exon.